GAGCAAUAAUCCCUUGUCAUUUUUUCCACACAUACACACAUAAAACGCAUGUUUAUAUGCGAGGGAGAUGCACACGUGAGGUGAGACCAUCCACAAAGUGAAAGCGCAUUGGCAAAAAAAAAGUUUUUAAACGCAUAACUAAAUAAGACAAUGCCCAAUGAGUGAGGUGAUAAAUAUGAAAAUUAGCUUUUGGAAAGUCUCCAUCAUUGAGUGAGACUUAUUUUUGCUCGUGGAAGAUUAGCAGCUGACUGAGCAAGAAGAUGAUAGCAGUGAAACGUGUUCUGAAAUAUGGGAUUUUGGGAAGUACAAUCCUUGGCAGUGGCUACAGUUUGCACGCCAAUGAUUACAAUAUCAAUUCUAUAGCUCUUGUUAGGCUGGCUAAUGCUGGUUUUGCCAUCUAUGACAUAGCCUGGACGUACAAGAAGCAACUGUAUUACAAGGAUUGGGAUAAGACUAGCCCUGAGUAUAUCGAGCAAAAAAGUGUAUGCCACAAGAUUGCAGCCGAGAGACUAUUGAAGCUGAUUCGAACUAAUCGGGGAGUUUAUAUUAAAGUGGGGCAACAUAUUGGAGCUCUGGAAUAUCUUUUGCCUAGUGAAUUUGUCCAGACGAUGAAAGUAUUGCACAGCAAAGCACCCCAGAAUUCUGUGGAUGAUCUUUUUAAGGUGAUAAGGCAGGAUCUAAAAAAAGAUCCACUUGAACUGUUUGUUGAUUUCGAAACUGAACCACUUGGGACAGCAUCCCUGGCCCAGGUGCAUCGAGCAAAACUCAAGGAUGGCAGUGUAGUAGCUGUAAAAGUUCAACAUCCCUAUGUCCGAGGAAAUUCAAUUGUAGACAUGAAGACUAUGGAAAUUUGCUGUCGUGUUAUGGCAUGGAUCUUUCCUGACUUCAAUAUGCAGUGGCUAGUGGAUGAAUCCAAAAAAAAUCUUCCCAUUGAAUUGGAUUUUCUAAAUGAGGGACGCAAUGCCGAAAAGAUUUCCGUAAUGUUCAAGGAUUACAAAUGGCUUAAGAUACCUAAAAUCUACUGGAAAUACUCAACGGACAGGGUAUUAGUGAUGGAAUAUGUAGAAGGAGGGCAGGUGGAUGAUCUUGAGUACAUGAAGCGUCACAAGAUCGAUCCUAUUCAAAUUUCAAACUACCUCGGUGUACUGUAUUCCAAUAUGAUCUUUGUAAAUGGAUUUGUCCACAGUGAUCCACAUCCUGGAAAUAUUCUCGUUGCAAAGACAGCCCGGGGAGACACACAAGUCAUGUUAUUAGAUCAUGGGCUGUAUUCAAUGCUCUCAGACCAAUUUCGCUACGAUUAUUCCCAGCUCUGGUUAAGUAUUCUUCGGGUAGAUCGCGUGGCUAUGCGACAAUUUAGUGAGAAGCUUGGAAUUCGUGGAAAUCUCUAUGGAAUAUUUGCUUGCAUGAUCACUGGACGUCCUUGGGAGGCUGUUCUUCAGGGUAUCGAUCGCACAAGACAAUCCACAGAUGAGAAGAAGGCCAUUCAGAAUGAAACAUCAAUGGUUUUGCCUCAAAUUGCCGAUGUAUUGGAGCACGUGGAUCGACAAAUGUUAUUAAUUCUAAAGACUAAUGACCUCAUCCGUAGCAUUGAAACCACACUUGGUACGCAGAAUAGACAGACAGCCUUCGCAGUAAUGUCAAGAUGUUGCAUCCAAACGGUGUUCCAUCAGGAGCAGGCCAAAAGUAAAUCAGAGUGGAAGAAAUUCUCUUUAAAGCUUAGAAAAUUCAUCAUAGAACUCAAAAUCUCCAUAUACUAUACUUAUUUGUGGAUAUUGAACCUUAGACUCUGGUCAUGAUAAUAUAUAACAUAUUGUAUUAUUUCUCCUUGAGCAUUGCAAGUAGUACUCAACCCUGAGUCGCCGUAAAAGGGAUGAAGAAACAAAAAACAAAAGGUACUAUGCAACCCAAUAUUUUAGCCAUGUAAUAAUAUUUGUUUUUCAAA
Molecule: messenger RNA, 1942 nt
Organism: Phlebotomus papatasi
Lineage: Eukaryota; Metazoa; Arthropoda; Insecta; Diptera; Psychodidae
Gene: Adck1
Product: aarF domain-containing kinase 1
Exons: 2
Coding region: 261-1796 (511 amino acids)
Biological process (GO): protein phosphorylation; mitochondrion organization; lipid homeostasis
Cellular component (GO): mitochondrial inner membrane
Molecular function (GO): protein kinase activity; ATP binding
Source: RefSeq, a predicted model, not a curated record